Messenger RNA from Misgurnus anguillicaudatus (oriental weatherfish), 3040 nucleotides. RefSeq lists its product as uncharacterized. Gene Ontology annotation, biological process: regulation of transcription by RNA polymerase II. Gene Ontology annotation, cellular component: nucleus. The record is from RefSeq and is a predicted model, not a curated record. Gene Ontology annotation, molecular function: RNA polymerase II transcription regulatory region sequence-specific DNA binding; DNA-binding transcription factor activity, RNA polymerase II-specific. Lineage: Eukaryota; Metazoa; Chordata; Actinopteri; Cypriniformes; Cobitidae.
CACCCAUAGAGUGAAAGUGAUUGAGAUCUUCAGUGAAGCUUCUUCUACAACAAUCCACCAAUAAAUGUUGGAGUCAAACACACAGAGAAAUCACUCCAUGUGUGACAACUGAAAUCUUCAUGACAUAAUGUUGAUGCUGGUGAAAGAGGAGCUUGAGAAGAUGACAGAUCCACAACCAUGCAGAAUAAAGGAUGAAGAUACUGAGGAACAAAUAGAUAUGAUGGAAGUGAAAGAGGAGAGUCAAGCUGAAGUGGAUGAGAAACAUCAGAUUGUAAAAAUAAACCAUAAUGUUUCACAGAAAGAAACUCUGAAGACAGAAGACAUAAAGUGUGAAAACAGUUUCAGUGAAGAUGAACGCCCUGAAGAUCACAAGAGGACUCACAGUGAGGAAAAACCUUUCACAUGUCAUCAGUGUGAAAAGAGUUUCAGAAGAAAAGAUAACCUUAAAGCACACACGAGGGUUCACACUGGAGAGAAACCUUUCACAUGUCAACAGUGUGGAAAGAGUUUUAGAAGAAAAGCUCACCUUAAAGCACACAUGAGGAUUCACACCGAAAAGAAAAGACACCCAUGCCAUCAGUGUGAAAAGAGUUUUACAGCUGCAGAUCAACUUAAGAUACACAUAAGGUCUCACACUGGAGAGAAACCUUAUACUUGUCAACAUUGUGGAAAGAGUUUCUCUAAUGAAAGUAACCUUAAGAUACACGCAAAUAUUCACACUGGAGAGAAACCUUUCACAUGCCAUGAGUGUGAAAAAAAAUUCAGAAUUAAAUGUAGCCUUAUAAGACACAUGAGAAUUCACAAAGGAGAGAAACCAUACGUUUGUUUUCAGUGUGGAAAGAGUUUCAGUGAUAAACGUGGACUUGAGAUUCACAUGAGAAUUCACACUGGAGAGAAACCUUACAGAUGUCAACAGUGUGGAAAGAGUUUCAUAUAUCAAUCAGGCCUUAGCCGGCACAUGAAAGCUCACAGGGGGGAAAUGUCACAUCCGUGCCAGCAUUGUGACAAGAGUUUCCCAUAUAAAAGUCAACUUAAGAUACACAAUAGACUUCACACUGGAGAGAAACCUUACACUUGUCAUCACUGUGGAAAGAGUUUUAUAAAAAAAAUGUACCUUAAUUUACACCUAAGAAUUCACACUGGAGAGAGACCAUACGUGUGUCAACAGUGUGGAAAGAGUUUCAAGACAAAAUCUUACCUUAAUGUACAUUUCAUCACUCACACUGAAGAGAAACCGUUCACAUGCCAUGAGUGUAAAAAGAGUUUCAAAACAAAAGCUAGCCUUAAAAAACAUGCAAGAUUUCACACUCAAUAGAAACCCAUGUGUCACGUGUCAACACACAGUGUGGAUAUGGCAACAAAGUUUAGAAAUCAGCUGAGGUCUUAUUAAUAAAACUGUCUGGAGGAUCUUUACUAAAAGUCUACAUGUGCACAAAAGCCCAAAAUGGUGUACGGCAAAAAAGAUUCAGGCCGUUUCUCAAUGGCCCUGUCCAAAUGGCACACUCCGGACUUGUUGACCUUCUCAGAGUCCACACUUUGAUGACAUCAUGUAGUGCAGAUCUUAGGGACCUUGACGUGAGUCCAAGAGGGUGCACCGGAGUCAUAUUUUGGGACAGACUCGAGCGUCAUAGAAUAGAAGAUGCCCAUCAGUGUGAACUCCUCCCUUCCGUCAUCUAAUUGGUCUGAUUUCUCUUCUGCAAGGACUUCUGUGCGCGAACCCUGCUGCAGUGCGGGCUUCGCCGAAGACUCGUAGUCUAAGAGAGCAUGCGCAAUUUAAGGCCAUGAGACCGAAAGUCCACAAGAAGUGCGCCAUUUGGGACAAGGCCAAUAUGAGUUCUUGUCUGUACACUGCAAAAAAAUGACUUUCUUACUUAGUAUUUUUGUUUUGUUUUCAGUAGAAAUAUCUAAAAAUUCUUAAAUCAAGAUGUAUUUUCUUGAUGAGCAAAAUGACCUAAGAAAAUAAUACUAGUUUUUAGACAAAAAAUAUACAAUUUAAGUGAAUUUGUGCUUAAAACAAGCAAAAAUAUCUGCCAAUGGAGUGAGAAAAUUUUACUUGAAUUAAGUGUUUAAGAAAAAAGAAAUCUUAUUUCACAAUUUUUUUUCUCACCCCAUUGGCAGAUAAUUUUGCUUGUUUUAAGGACAAUUUCACUUAAAUUGUAUAUUAUUUGUCUUAAAACUAGACUUAUUUACUUAGGUCAUUUUGCUCAUCAAGAAAAAGCAUCUUAAUUUAAGAAUUUUUAGAUAUUUCUACUGAAAACAAGACAAAAAUACUAAGUAAGAAAGAAAUUUUUUGCAGAGUACUUGUGAAACCUCAUCAGUCGUGGCCCAAGUACUCCUUUAAUUCCAAGUUCACAUCAAGUCAAGUUCACAUAACAUCCCCGGAUGUGUUCUUGAUCCACACAUUUUAUCGAGGAUGCAUCAGAAGGUGACUUGUGUGGACUUAUGACAGCCAAGUUUCCCAGAAUGCAUUUCACGCCAACGGCAGUGGAGCUUAAAACUGUAUUCAAAAUAUUACUCUUUCUGUGUCAUAAAAUGUAGCCGUUUAGUCGAGAAUAUAGAUGAAUAAACUUUAAAUCUGUGGUCAGUUAGUGAAGAUAGCGCCUAUAUUAACAUUUCCUCUGAUGAUUUUGGAUAUGUGAGUUCAAGUUGAUCAGCGGGCAGUCAGUGUCGUGUACAGCGCCGAGGGCAGAUUCAUCUCUGCAAGUCCUUCUGAAAUUUGCCGCUGUCUCAGUGCAGCUGCUCUGCCCUUCAGUGUCUGAUGGUCAAAGAUGAAAUAUUCCCUUUGGAUAUAUCUAACUGGCAUGUUUUAGUCUCAAUUUAUUUCUCUUUCUUAUUCAUUUGAAGUCUGUUAUUUGUUAUUAUUGUUUUAACUGAUGUUAAAGUUAAGUUUCAUAACUUAAAUCACAUUUCUAUAUAAUCACUGAAUCACUGCCUUUGUACUUUAACCUUUUUUACUUCAUGUUGUAUAAAAGUUACUUUGUACUUUUAAAUGAAUGGUUGUGAUUUAUAUCAUAUUUAAUUUUUUAAUGAAUGUAUUAAU